CUUCUUUUCUCUUUCUGGUCUGGUAGAGAGAGUGGAGUGGAGUCCAGCUCGAUCGAGCGAUCCAUCGAUCUAUCUUCGAUCCAUCCAUCUCUCACUCGAUUCCAUGUUUUAUGGAGAUCUCUUCCGCAACAGGGUGCUGGGAGCAGCCAUGGCGUUUCUACUCCUCGUUUCCCUGUUCUUCUUUUUCAGAGUAAGCAAACAGUAAAUUAUCCAUCUAGCUCCAAUCGGUCGAUCGAUCGGCAAGUGAGGACCAACGAGUUGAUCCUCUCGCGGUAGUCGAGCAUGAGGAGGACCACAUGGGGACGAUCCAUCGCCAGCAGCAGGAGCCCAAUUGCCCAUCUUACUUCGCAUGGAUCCACGAAGAUCUGGCUCCCUGGAGCGAGAGUGGGAUCACUCGCGAGCACCUGGACGAGGCCCGGCGAAAAGGCGAUUUUCGGCUGGUUAUCGUCGAUGGUAAGCUCUACUUUGAGCGGAUCCAGGAAUGCAUCCAGACCCGGGACGAGAUCACUCUCCAAGGAUUGCUCUUGCUGCUGGAGAAAUUCCCCGGGAUGAUUCCGGACAUGGAGAUGGUGUUUGUUUGCAAUGAUUUCCCUCAAGUUCCCAAGGACGAGUAUCGGUCAAAGCCGCCGCCGCCAGUCUUCUCCUAUUGCACGUCCAGAUUCGGGGGGCAUUUUGAUAUACUCUUCCCAGAUUGGUCUUUCUGGGGAUGGCCACAAGUCAAGAUUCGUCCCUGGGAGCAAGAAAGUGUGGAGAUUUUCGAUGGAGCGAAUGAAACGGAUUGGUUUGAGAGGGAGGCGAUUGCCUACUGGAAGGGAAAUCUUUGGGUGAUGACACCGGUUCGCGAGGAGUUGCUUCAAUGCAACAACACGCAAUACAACGUUGUCGUCUAUUAUUUGGAUUGGGCAAAAGAGGAAGCCGAGGGAUUCAAGACAUCGUCGCUAUCAAAGCAAUGUCACACCCGAUACAAGGUUUAUGCUGAAGGACGAGGGUGGUCAGCUAGCCUCAAAUACUUGAUAUCUUGUGGCUCCACAAUUCUCCACAUUCAGCCCGAUUUCUGGGAGUUUUUCGCUAGAUCCUGGCUACCUUAUGUGGAGUACUGGCCAAUCAGCAGAGAAAACAUGUGUUCAUCCAUUAAGCAUGCUGUGGACUGGGGAAACGCACAUCCAUUUGAGGCUUCUGCUAUUGGAAAACGCGGGCAAGCCUUUCUCAAGGAGCAGCUAACCAUGGAUCACGUCUACUCGUACAUGCUGCAUGUCAUGCAAGCGUACGCAAAGUUGCAAAGGUUCAAGCCGGAGGUUCCCAAAGGCGUCCAGCCAUGGCGGCCGAAUCCAGGUGAAAACUUUGGAAAUGUCACAGCAGGACAACCUUGCAACAUGCCUCCCAGGGAUCAAGUCAUGGUGUCAAGGUUUACGGCCAGCCAAGUUGCUGGAUACUGGCAAAAAUGCCCCUAACCUCUUCUUUUCUCAAUCUUUUGAUCAACAAAGAUUAAUAAUCGAA
This is a messenger RNA of Selaginella moellendorffii, 1497 nucleotides long. Its product is annotated as protein O-glucosyltransferase 1. The coding region runs from base 297 to 1451 and encodes 384 amino acids. The transcript is spliced from 6 exons. The record is from RefSeq and is a predicted model, not a curated record. Lineage: Eukaryota; Viridiplantae; Streptophyta; Lycopodiopsida; Selaginellales; Selaginellaceae.